AUGGAUUCCCCACCACCAGAUUCGCAUCAGCAAGGUCAACAAUUCAUCAAAUUGCAACCAGGCCAACAGCCAACUCCAGAACAAAUACAGAUGAUGAAACAAAAACUCGCUCAUGAUGCACAACAAGCCGGAAUGAGCGUCAAUGACUUUGUAGCAAAGAUCAAGGCGCAACAAGCAGCUCAGCAGCCAACUCCAGAACAAAUAAAGGCGAUGCAACAAAAGCUCGCACACGAUGCACAACAAGCUGGAAUGACCGUUCCUGAAUUCGCGGAAAAGAUGAGGGCAAAUGCAAUCGCUCAACAAAAUGCACAAAGACAAGCUGCAAUGCAACAACAACAACAGCAGCAACAGCAACAACCCCAACCAAUUCAGCCAGGUCCUCCGAAUCCAGCAGCUAUUGCUCUCGCAAACUUUCUGAAGGGUCAGGACUUAAAAACGAGAAUAUGUAUUCUGAAUGGUCAAAGAAAGGAUAUGUUCAAAGUGAAACGUGCCCUCCGAGCCAUUCAAUCGCCUGCCUAUGAGAAAGCACGCAAGAAGAACCCACUCCUCCCAGAAAUCACCGAUCGCGCCUCCCUGGAAAACUGCUUCAAACUUCUCCCACUUUCCCUACUCGCAUUACGUGUUUCUAAAGUCGACCCUCAUGAAGGUCAUGACCAUGCGCCUGGUGCUCACAAUAUAAAGCGGGUAAAAGGACUUUGGACUGUAAAGAUCGAACAACAACAAGAAUGCAAAGACGACCUUCACUUCGUAUGGCUUUACGAGGGCGCACAAAUUAAACAGAAAUUAUACGCUGCUGGAGCAUUGGCGAUUGUAUUUGCAAUUGUCAUGUUUCCACUUUGGCCGAUGAAAAUGAGGCUGGGUGUGUGGUAUCUAAGUAUGGGUAUGCUUGGAUUACUAGGAUUAUUCUUUGCGAUGGCCAUAUUCAGGUUAAUUCUUUUUGGUAUUACAAUGUUUGCUGUGCCUCCGGGAUUAUGGCUAUACCCGAAUUUGUUCGAGGAUGUCGGAUUCUUUGAUAGCUUCAGACCUGUUUGGGGAUGGCAAGAGGAGAAGAAGAAAGGCAAGAAGAAGACUAAGUCAAGUGGCUCCGCCAGUGCAGGUGCUACAAUGGCAGCAAUGACAGGUCAACCAGCUCCAGCAUCGGCAACGACCACAGGAUCAGCAGCACAGAUAUCUACUGGAGGCACUACACAACGGAAUCUAGCACCAAGAGUUGAGGAAGUAUUUGAUGAAGAGUAA
This is a messenger RNA of Sclerotinia borealis F-4128, 1236 nucleotides long. The record is from the annotation of a GenBank genome assembly. Lineage: Eukaryota; Fungi; Ascomycota; Leotiomycetes; Helotiales; Sclerotiniaceae.